UAAAAACAGUAAAGCGUUGUAGUUUUAUUCAAGUACACUCGUUUUGAGCAGUAUCUUUUCGUGCCGUUAAUAAUGGUUCCACCUCUACACCCCCGUGUAUCUGGAAUGGUACAGUCCGAAAAACUUGAAGCGUUUUGCGGGAAACGGUUUCAUCUCGACCUGCGCGGUGUUUACAAAACAAACGAGCUCCAGUCUGUCCAAAUGAGUGCAAAAAAGGGCAGGGGAGCCAACAACGUGCGCAAAGUGCCACAACAUGUGAAUCAAAAAGCUCCUCCUGUGGAUGACCAGGAAUCGCCCAAUCUGUCCGUCAUAGAGAGAGCCAGCUUCCUGGAGGGACUGCAGUUAAAUUAUGGCAACCCUCUGCACAGCACCGCCAUGGAGGAAGACUUGAACGUCUUAGAGGAAGAGCGGCUGAAUAAAGGGAAAGCUGGGAGAAAGGACGUUCCUCAGACGUUCAAGACUGAUGUUAAACAGCGUGGAGCUGCCGUGAAGAGGAAGGAGACAGAGCCGGAUGAAGAUAACGAAAAGGAGAAUGAGGAGGAGGAGAAGAAGAGGAGCACUGGAGGGAAGGUCAAAGCCGGGCCUGAGAAGGAAGAAGAAACAAAGAAAAAGAAGGGAGAGACUCAGGACGUGGAGAGGAAGGAGUCAGACCUAAAAGGCGACCAGCCUAAACAUUUGUUUGGGAAGAAGUCUGCCAAGUUGAGCAGAGCUGAGCAGACGUCUGCAGCGAGGCCGACGAAAACUCAACAGGCGGAGAAAGGCAAUGAGAGAGAAAGCGAAUUAAGAAGCGGAACGUCCAGUGAGUCCCGCUCACAGGAGGAAUCUGACUCCGACACCGCCCAGCGGAGACGUAAGGGAGUCCUGUUGUCUGACUCUGAGGUGGAGGAUGAGGACGUUAGCUGGAAACCGAGUCCAAAGAAGGCCAGAGCGUACAAUUUUGAUAGAAGCAAAAAGUCAAAAACAAGAAAGUCUUCAUCAGGCAGUACGUCUGCAGGAGCAGAAAAGGGCGACGCCGACAAACAGAGGAGGAAGAAAGGUGUCGGCCGGGGGGGAACGGACUUAGACGUGGUGCUGGACGCCUUCCUUGACUUCUGUGAGCAGUACAGAGAGUCUGUGGAGACUAAAGCAGUCAAACACUCCGUCGAUUCCUUCUGCUCCAGCGUGAAAGAGCAACUCUUGGAAAAGAUCUCUUCCCACAAGGAGCUCAAAGUGCUGAAACGGGAAAACGCCAAGGUGGCUUCUUUGAUCCGUACAAAGACACAGAGGCUGCUGGAUGCCAAACACGAGCUGAUGAGGGCGGAGAGGCAGAUGUGGUCGCUGCAAAAGGAGACAACUGAACUUACAAACAGAUUAGCUGACCUGAGACGAGGCCAGGCCUUCCUGCACGACAUCGGAGAGCUGAACAGACAAUACCUGGAUUUCCGACACAAACAUCCCACAGAGAACGAGACGUAUGGGGCGUCCAGCUUGCCGGCUCUGCUGCUGCAGACCAAACAUGUUCAGACAGCAGAGGAUCAGCUGAGAGCGAUCAAUAACCAGCUGGAACAGACAAAUGAUGCCACACAGACAGCAGCGUGACAUUUUAGAUCAUAUGUUGUGGUUUCACGUUGUACUGUGUGUACACUUCCCCAAACCCUGUUUAUCCUGGAUCACUGCUAAAUAAAUACAGUGCUGUACGUAUAACUAAUACAGUACAAUGUGUAAUAAAUUAAAAAAUAACAGCAUGUGUUCGUCUUGACAUGAAUCUAUAAUAAAUCUUUAGUUGGUGCUUUAA
Larimichthys crocea (large yellow croaker) is the source of this 1774-nucleotide messenger RNA. It is a transcript of the gene cenpu, whose product is annotated as centromere protein U. The transcript is spliced from 14 exons. The coding region runs from base 73 to 1578 and encodes 501 amino acids. NCBI's taxonomy places the organism in Eukaryota, Metazoa, Chordata, Actinopteri, Sciaenidae. Gene Ontology annotation, cellular component: nucleus. The record is from RefSeq and is a predicted model, not a curated record.